Eupeodes corollae is the source of this 6499-nucleotide messenger RNA. It is a transcript of the gene Tomosyn, whose product is annotated as syntaxin-binding protein 5. The record is from RefSeq and is a predicted model, not a curated record. Gene Ontology annotation, cellular component: plasma membrane; SNARE complex; cytoplasm. Bases 1048 to 5514 code for a protein of 1488 amino acids. Gene Ontology annotation, molecular function: GTPase activator activity; syntaxin binding; myosin II binding. The transcript has 25 exons. Lineage: Eukaryota; Metazoa; Arthropoda; Insecta; Diptera; Syrphidae. Gene Ontology annotation, biological process: regulation of protein secretion; regulation of exocytosis.
ACCGAAAAAGCUUUCGCACAUUUUCCGUGUGCGUCAAGUUUGUGGCAGUUGUGUCCGUUUGUUUUUAUCUCUAAAAGAAAAAUAGUUUUCCCAAUAUUUUUUGUGAGUGAUUAUAAAUGCUGUUGCAUCCAAUGGAUAACAUGUCAACACUUCAAACUGUUUGUUAAUAAGAUCACAAAUAAAGCCUGUACCAAACUAUCCGGAUAAUUGCACCAAUCCUUCGAAAUCUCAAGCCAUUUAGAACUAAAUUUUUCGGCUCAACUUUUCAAAUAAAAAUUAAACAAAAUUUUAAGAAAUAUAAAACAAAAAAAAAAGUAACUACUAACGAUAAAAAAAUAUAAAAUAAAAGAAAAGUUUCUAACCACACUAAUAUUUUAUGUAAGUAAUAAGUGUUAUCAAGUGUUUGCAUAAAUACAUAAUUAUAAUUAAUUAAGUUAAAUUAUGUAAAUAAAAUAAAAAAUAACACAAAAAAUAUAUGCAAUUAACACACACUUCAAGUAAUGUGUUUGUGUUAAUUAUUAUUGAUGUGAAUGUAGACGAAAUUCUUCGAUAUAUUAUAUAUGUAUGUAGUAGUAUUAAAUGUUUUAUUUCUAUAUACAUAAACCAUUAAAAAAUAAUUGAUUAAACAAAUAACUUUACUAAAAAAAAGAAACGUAAAUGAUUGUAAACUCUUGUCGAACUUUCAAAAAGAAAACAAAAUUUAUUGUGUGUGUUGUUGUUGUUGUUAAACUAAAAUAACAAAACAAAACAAAAAGAAAAAAACAACUUUUAAUUAUAAAAAUAAUAAUGUUGGUGUUUUAAUUGUCUAUAUAUAAAAUAUAAACAAAAAUAUAUAUAUUUAAAAAAAGAAAAGUGUUAGUAAUACAAAAAAAAAGAAAGAAAAUUAGUGAAAAAUUUACCUGCAUAAAAUAUAUCAAGAAAAAAAAAAUUGUUUUAAAAUUAAGAAAAUUAAAAAAGAAAUCAAUAAUUAAAUACAUAAAUAUAAUAUAUUAUUACCUAAAAUAACCUACGUGACAAAAAAAAAAGUGAAAAUAUUUUGUACGAACAAUGAAGAAAUUUACAUUCAAAGGAGUUUUGGAUGGAUUCCGAUCAACGGUUCAAGCACCAUCUAAUAAACCGGAACAGGAAAUACAAGAACAGCUCAGACCUGAUUAUUUUACAGCAAAAAAGACAUUUCGUCAUGGGUUUCCACAUUCGCCGACGGCCCUAGCAUUUGAUCCAGUACAAAGAUUGCUGGUGAUCGGUGACAAAUCCGGCUCACUAAGGAUACUGGGACGUCCUGGGGUGGAUACACAUGUGCGACAUGAAGGUGAUUCGGCUUGUGCUGUCAUCGGCAUUGAAUUUCUUGUUAACGAGGGUGCUAUAAUAACUGCCACAGCAGACGAUACACUACAUUUAUGGAAUAUACGCCAAAAGAGUCCACAAGUAGUACAAAGUUUAAAAUUUCAAAGAGAAAGGAUAACAUGUAUUCAUUUGCCAGUCGGAAGCAAAUGGCUGUAUGUUGGCACAGAAAAGGGCAAUAUUCAUGUUGUACACAUUGAGACGUUCGCUCUAAGUGGAUAUAUUAUUAACUGGAAUAAAGCGAUUGAAGUUAUACGAACAACUCACCCUGGGGCUGUGAUAGGAUUAUCUGAUAAUCCAUUGGAUGCCAAUAAACUCCUAAUUGCUUUCGAAAGUGGACUUAUUGUACAGUGGGACUUGAGAAAUAAAUGUGCUGAAAUCCGAUGGCAAUCUCCCGAACCAGUCAGAUCGAUUGCAUGGCACCAUGAGGGAAAACAUUUUGUAUCAUCUCACACCGAUGGUUCACUAUGUACGUGGCCGCUCAGGCCUUGUCCCAAACCGCAGAUACACUCGUUUCCGCAUGCAAAAACAAACAAGGAUGGUAAACCUGAGGCUUGCAAACCAAUACAUAAAGUCGAUUUAAAAACAACGCGAUUGGGUGAAACAUACACGAUAUUUUCGGGCGGAUUGUCAAUGGAGAAGGGUGGCAAAUCGCCCUGCAUUACCGUAAUGCAAGGCAAAUCGACUACAGUCUUAGAAAUGGAGCAUCCUGUUGUAGAUUUUAUUACCCUUUGUGAGAGUCCUUGGUCUAGUGAUAUGCAGGAACCAUAUGCCAUAGCAGUACUGCUGCAACACGAUUUAGUUUUAAUAGAUUUACUUACACCCGGUUUUCCAUGUUUCGAAUCGCCUUAUCCUAUGGACUUACAUGAAUCACCUGUUACAUGUUGCACUUAUUUAGCUGACUGUCCAUCAGACUUAGUUCCGGCUUUUUAUUCCGUUGGUCGAAGUACUGCGAGUCGGAGAACGGGGUUCUCAGAUCGUGAAUGGCCUGUAUCAGGAGGAGAGUGGUCACCUGUAUCUUGCAGUUACUCGGAAAUCGUGAUAACUGGCCACCAAGAUGGCACUAUUAAAUUUUGGGAUGCCGGAGCAGGUUCACUACAGAUUUUAUACAAAUUGAAAACUGGAAAGAUUUUUGAACGACCGAGAGCUCGGUCUAUAGAUAAUGCGGACGAUGAUCCGCUUGGUAUACAAAUAAUAACACUUUGUGCUGAAUCAAGAAGGUUGUGCAUCGCCGGUUCUAGUGGUCACGUGAUACUAUUUAAGUUUAGAAAAUUAGAAAGUACCUCAGAAAUAUUGGUCCUAGAAAUACCAAUAAAAUAUGAAAGUUUCGAUGAUGGUGAUGGUGGUAGUCCUGAAUGUGAAUUUGUUCCUCGCCAAGCCCCGAAGACUGCAGAUGCCCUCGAUAAUGAUAAAAAGACCGAUGGCAUGCUGAGGGUAAGACCAGGAGCGCAAAGAAAACCCCCUGGUUUUCAGGCGCAGCUCAUUUGUUUAACACCCUGGACGCAGGGUAGUCAUCCUGGACAAAUAACAUCGCUUUGUUUAAAUUCCAGCUAUGGCCUAAUGGCUUAUGGCAAUGAAUACGGUUUAGCUGUUGUCGAUACCGUUCAAAAAGUCUGUCUCCUUAGUGUUGCUAGUCCCGAUUUAUAUGGAGCGCAGGAUCCAUAUUCUCGGGUGCCAAAGAGUCCAAAACGUGGUGAUAAUAAUAAAGAUGAACACACCCGUUCACCUAGUAUAGACCAGUUAAACGACGUGUCAAGUAGCCCAUCACAAAAAGUGACCCAUCAGAUGCCGUCCUCCUUACCUCAUGAGACAAUCACAGCUACUUUAGUCACCCAAACAGCACAAUCAUCUCCAUCAUCAGUCGCUAGAGAGCAAUCAACCUCACCCUCCCGUCCAAUAUCGCCCGCUUGCGAAGCACUCGAAACUCCCCAAAGUAGCAGCACUAACAAUAACAGUCCUACCUCAGAGGAUCAACCUACACUCCAGUCUAAUGAAGCUCAUCAACAAGGUCGUCGUAAGUCAAUUCCAUGGAAAGCUUUCAAUUUAAAACGUCAAUUAUCCAAAGUCAACAUGAAGAUUUCAAAAACCGAUCCAAAUACCCCCUCGGGUUCUAAAAGUUCGUCUGUUUUUUAUUGUGCCCCAACUGAAGGUACACCUCUCUCACCUGUCGAAACAUCACCAGAUUCGGUGUCCGAAUCAACACCCACAGACGAUACCGAACAAGAUAAGUCCGAUUAUAUGGAACAAAUCGAAAAGGAUAUUGUAUCGAGUUUAAACGAGAUCGAAAACAAAGAAAUAGCCCCCGAGGCUAGUCUCGAAAGCACCUUAGAUCGUUUGUGUGGCAGCAAUUCAGAUUUGUCAGAACCAACCAGCUUGUCAGCUUCCCAAUCAAAUUCGACUCAAAAUAUUGCUCAAAGCGUUCCCAAGAUCAAUAUACACGAUCGUAUUGUCAUUGUCCGGAGCAACAAAAAGGAGCGCACCAUGUCACAGCCACAAGCGGUGCCAAUAUCAUCGGUUUCAAAACGUGUGGACUUCAGUGACGAACCGGCUUUUACAAAAUCUCUGAUUACAACAAUGGAGGGAGCUCAUGUCUCACGUCCUGUGGAUCUUCCUUUGUUCGACACUGAUGUCGACCAACAACAUCCCGUUGCUCCGCCUCGUUAUAAGAAAAAAGACAAACGAGAUCAACGGCUGCUUUCCGUGCCAAAUAUUAAGUACCAAGUUCGUGAUCUUAGGUCACGCAAUGGCAGGGGUGAUCCGUCGCCUUCUUUUGCUGGGAAUCUUAUGCGUAGGUUCAAACAAAUGGUUAUAGAUCGAAAGCAACACAAAACUUCUUCUCUCAUGGAUAAUAUGAAAAAUAAGUUGGAUAGCUCGUUCUCUAGAUCACGAUCAUCGUCGAUGUCAAGCCUUGAGAAUAUAACAUCAGAAUCCAUAACGUGUUUAGCUUUCACGGAUAGUUAUACAAAAAAAAGUGAUCCAUCAGUAUUAUUGCCCACUUUAUGGGUUGGAACUAGUUUAGGUUCCGUUCUGACAGUAUCAAUAACAUUACCUGAAACAGAUACAAGAAAAACACAACCUGUUUUAGUGUCAAUAUUAGGAGGACCGAUUUUUCGGUUGAAGGGGUCAAUUUUAUCAAUGUCAUUUUUGGAUUGUAAUGGUGCACUCAUACCUUAUUCAUUUGAGCCUUGGAGAGAUGAAAAUAGAGAAAAGCGGGACCGAACGCCUACAAAAAGCACGAAUCGAAUGAGUCCCACAUUAAGUGGAGCGACAGCCACAUCUACAACAAGUGGUGUUGGUGGUAGCACUAGCGUCAGCACUAGCAGCAGCAUGACAGUUGCAGCAAACCCUCCCAAUGACAGUUGUUCAGAUAGGCAAUUUAUUGUGAUUGCCAGUGAGAAACAGGCUCGAGUUGUAGCGCUUCCCAGUCAAUAUUGUGUCUAUCGGCAUCAAAUUACAGAAACAGAUUUUGUUGUAAAGGCUGAGAUUGUUAGCAUGCGAGAAAGUGUAUGCCUCGUAACGUACGUGUCAAAUGGCCAUUUAAUGGCAUACAGUCUUCCUAGUCUAAGGCCCUUAUUGGAUGUAGAUUUUCUUCCCCUUAUCGAUCUGAGCUUUCAGACAAAAUGUAAGCAAGGAAUUGUAGAUCCAAUGCUUUCAAUUUGGGGCCAACAACUAAUUGUUCACGAGGAUACUAACCAGAUCUCGAAAGCAUUCUGUUUCAGCAACAAAGGACAUGGACUUUAUUUGGCUUCACCCACCGAGCUUCAAAAAUUCUCACUCUGCUCAGAUUUUUGUCAAUAUACAACCGAAAUGAUGGGAGAACUCUUUGUACCCCACGAAAUGCCUGAACAACCAAAAGAAAGCUUCUUUAAGGGGCUCUUUGGCGUUGGAAAUCGAAGUUUGGAUAGAGAAGAACUCUUCGGUGAACAAAGUGGUAAGGCCAACCGUUCAGUUGCAAAACACAUACCCGGUCCAAGUUUGGAACAACUUGGUCAAAGAACUUCAACAGCAGCGUCUGAAAUAAGUCGAGCCCAUCAAUUAGCAAUGGAACGUGGUGAAAAACUUAAUAUGCUUGAAGAGCGCGCCGAACGUAUGGCAAAUGAAGCCCAAAAUUUCACUGGUACAGCGCAUCAAUUAAUGCUUAAAUAUAAAGAUAAGAAAUGGUAUCAAUUGUAAAAAUAUUUAAUAAAUUAAAAACCACAAAUAAUUAGAUUUACAGAAAAAAAUUAAAAUUAUAAAAACUAAAGAAAAAAACAAAACAAAAAAAUAUUUAUUUACUACAAACAAACAAAAUAAUCUCAUCAAAUUUCAAUAAUUGCCUAAAUUAUAAAUUUAAAGCGUAAAUGCGUAUUUUUCUUCUUUUUUUUUAAUUUAAAGUCAUAAUAAUUUCUAUGGUUAAGUCAUAUUUGUAUCCUAAUUGUUAUUGCGUUUGAGUUUUUCGUUUUUGAAUAACAACAAAAGAAAAAAUAAACUUUUAUUUUAUUGUUAACUAUUUUAAUGAAAUGUUUUAUGAGCUUUUGUAUUGCAAUAAUCCCCCUAACAAAUGAGAAUAUAUUAAAAAAAAAACACGCACAGAAAAUUACUACGCUGUAUUAUUUUUUAUCAGAGAUAAAUAGAUAAUAACAAAAUAAAGUUGUAGAGCCCUAGAAAUGGCGCUGCAAUCAAUGAGUCGAUUCUUUGUAUUAAACAAACUUUUUAGUACCUAUAGUAUAAAUAUUGACUAAACAACAAAAUAAAGCCAAGAAAUUAAAUUUAAAACAAAAUAUAAAGAAAAAUCUAAACAAAGUUAUGGUUGCUUGUAAUGUGAACAUAUUUUACAUAUAUACAAACAUUGCUAUAUUUUAUUUGUUUUUUUUCUCAUAAUACAUAAACAAAAUAAAUGACAAAAUUAUUGUAAGAUUUUAUUUUUCCAAUAAUAAUAUGUCUAACCUUUGUUGAAACUUGUUAAAGAAAUAUAAUUUUAUACUUAAAUUCCUUAAAACAAAAACAAAUCAAUACAAAAACAAAAACAAAAAACAAAUUGCAAUACUGUCUUCAAAAAUUGUUGUACAAGUAAUAGCCUUAGGUACUGCUAUUCAAGAAUAAUUAAGUGAAUGUGUAUAUAAACAAAAAUUAUAUAGGAUUUAAAAGUUGGAUAAUAAUAAAUUGACAUGGUACUGGA